AUGCGGGCCUUAGGUCUUGCAUCAUUCUUGCUGGCACUCUCUCCGUUGCCAUGGAACGCUGGCGCAUACCAAAAUCUCUCAACAUCUAGCCUGACCCAACAAUCCUUCUCCAUCCUCGAUGACCGACCCGAUGGCUGUCCUCCAUGUCCCCGAUGCUUCGACUGCCAUUACGAGGAGUUCGCUUGUACUCAAUUUGCGGAAUGCAGUCAGUACAAUGGAAAAUGCUCCUGUCCACCUGGAUUCGGUGGCGAUGACUGUUCGGAGCCGGUUUGCGGCUCAUUGGCAGACGGAAAAAGAAGAUCACCCCGCGAGGGUCAAUACUGCGACUGCGAAGAGGGAUGGGAAGGCAUCAACUGCAAUGUUUGCACCACCAAUCAGGCGUGCAACGUGAUGACCCAGGAGGGGGAUGGUGGAGUGUGCUACAAACAGGGCGUGGUGGUUAAGGAGAACUACCAGAUGUGCAAUAUCACUAAUCGGAAAAUCUUGGACCAGUUGAAGGAGCAAAAGCCUCAGGCCACAUUUAGCUGCAAUGCCGAGCAUCAGACGUGUAAUUUCCAGUUCUGGGUGGACCAAAAAGAAUCCUUUUACUGUGCUUUGGACACCUGUUCGUGGGAAGCGAACGAUUACUCAGACCGAAACACCACGAAGUACCAAUGCGAAAAUAUCAAAUGUAAAUGCAUUCCGGGUCGAAUGCUGUGUGGUGAAGAGGGUUCGAUUGACAUUGGAGAAUUUCUCGAGGCUUCGAUUAAAGGUCCCGCGUCAUUUAGCUCUCUAAGUACCGAGGGUGGUAGUACCCGAGACGGCAGCAAAUUCGAAGAACCCGCAAUGAACAACCUGAUCAAAUCCGUCUUUGGAGAUGAAAGUAUCACCUUAGACUGCCGGUCAGGAGAGUGCUUGUACAAGACCGAGGUUCCUGGAUAUACCCGGCCCAUCAAAGAGAUCAACACUCCUCUUAUAGCUGGUGUCAUUGCCGGUUGUGCUCUUUUCUUGGUCGGAGUCACCCUCAUAAUCUGGUAUCUCACGAGACGGGCCGUCUACAAAAGGUACGGCGCAAUUCGCCUGACGGACGAGGAUGAUGACGAGAGCGCAAAACUGAUGGCCAGCCACAAACCGGCUUCUCUACAAUUUGAGAAUCUAUCAUACACACUGAAUGGUAAACAGAUCAUAUCAGGAAUCUCUGGGACCGCACAGCCAGGUCAACUUAUGGCAAUAAUGGGGGCAUCAGGUGCCGGAAAAUCUACGUUUCUUGAUAUACUGGCCCGGAAGAACAAACGAGGGCACAUUGAUGGUAGCUUCUACGUUAAUGGUGAAAAGAUUCCCGAUGACAACUACCGCAGCGUCAUUGGCUUUGUUGACCAAGAGGAUGCAAUGUUCCCCACUCUGACUGUGCAUGAGACCAUCAUGACCAGUGCACUUCUGAGACUCCCACGAGACAUGGGCAUCUCGGUCAAGGAACAGCGUGUCUACGAGGUCGAACGUCAACUUGGCAUCUACCACAUCAAAGACCAGAUGAUCGGAUCGGAGGAAGGAAGUGGCCGUGGGAUUUCUGGUGGUGAGAAACGUCGCGUUGGCAUUGCCUGCGAGCUCGUCACAAGUCCCAGCAUCCUUUUCUUGGACGAACCGACCAGUGGUCUGGAUGCCUUUAAUGCCUUUAACGUGGUGGAAUGUCUGGUGACGCUCGCAAAGACCUACAACCGUACAGUCAUAUUCACCAUUCAUCAGCCAAGGUCUAAUAUUGUUGCGCUUUUCGAUCAGCUUAUUUUGCUUGCAAAGGGCAAAACUGUAUAUUCAGGAGCUUUCUCGAGCUGUCAGUCAUACUUCGACGACAUUGGAUAUUCAUGCCCGCCAGGCUUCAACAUUGCCGAUUAUCUGGUGGAUCUGACCAUGCAUGCUGGCAUGUCUCGUUCUCCAGCGCUAGAGAGUGGACCAUCCUAUCUCAAUGAGCGAGACGGUUUGAUGACUGGAUCUAGUAGCAUGAGAGCGGUCAAGUCAAUCGCGAGCACAUCCAACGUCAGUGUUGAAAAUAGUAGUUUCGGCAGCCCUCGAGAUUCUAAUCUGCGGCCAAAGGUCAGACGGAAGCAAUCGCUAAAACAAAAGCAAGACAGGCAGCUGUACACGAGGAAGAAGAGUGCUGCCGGAGACGACACUCCUCCAACCCCUCGCACUGACGAAGAAGACAACAUCAACGGCGUUGCUUCUGAGACUAACAGAAAUUGGGUGAGGUUGGCGAGACAAGAUGGCACAGUUCCACCCCAGAUCAUGGAGGACCCUGAUCAAUUGCCUCCAGCCGCCAAUGGAGCAGACACUGACCUCGACAUCUUGGUCUCAAGUUACAAAGAAUCUGAUGUGGCGCGCAGUAUCCACGACGAGAUUACAGCAGCAGUCCACUCAGCCUCUUCCGCCAACGGGACAGUCUCAAAUGGACCCAACGGCGUUUCUGUCAGUAAUGGCUCUAUGACCUCGUUCAGAAGAGUCAGUUUGCCAAGGCAAUUCCUCAUCCUUUCUUUACGAACGUGGCGGAAUCUGUACCGCAACCCAAUGUUGAUGCUCACGCAUUACGCCAUCGCUAUUAUUCUUGCUGUCCUUUCGGGGUAUCUGUUCUAUGGCUUGACAGACGAUAUUCCCGGUUUUCAGGACAGAUUGGGACUCAACUUCUUCAUCCUCGCCCUAUUCGGCUUCAGCACUCUAACAAGCUUGACCGUUUUCUCCUCGGAGCGGCUGCUAUUCAUCAGAGAAAGAGCAAAUGGAUACUACUCGCCUAUCACAUACUUUGCCGCCAAGGUAGUUUUCGACAUUGUUCCACUUAGACUCUUACCGCCAAUUCUGACCGGAAUUAUUGUCUAUCCCAUGGCUGGUCUCGUCCCUGCGUGGCCACAAUUCUUAAAGUUCCUCUUGAUCCUCAUUCUCUUCAACUUGGCCGCUUCGUCGAUCUGUCUCUUCAUUGGCAUUGUUGUCAAGGAUGGCGGGGUGGCAAAUCUGAUAGGAAGUUUGGUGAUGCUGUUCAGCUUGCUCUUUGCAGGUUUACUGCUGAAUCGAGAAUCAAUACCCAAACAGGCAUUAUGGUUACAAGAUCUCUCCAUCUUCCAUUAUGCAUUAGAAGCAUUGCUCGUGAAUGAGGUAACAUACCUUACGCUGAUCGACCACAGCUACGGCCUCGAUAUCGAAGUCCCAGGAGCGUCUAUCCUCAGCGCCUUUGGGUUCGAUACUCUGGCUCUAUGGAGAGACGUGAUCGGAUUGGCCGUCUUCUCUGGUGUUUUUAUUAUCAUUGCUUAUGGAGCUAUGCACUUUUUCUUGUGGAUGGACAAGCACGAAACGCGAGCAAAAUACAACAUAGCCGAGACGUGCGCCUGCAGCAUCUCGAUCUCGGAUCUCGUCUCCCUGUCCGAGCAGCCCAACACCCCCUCUCCACUCUCUUACACCACCAGCACCACCAAACUAACCUACGGAUCCAUCCGCGGCUCCUCCGCCCUCCGCACCAACAUCGCCAACCUCUAUUCGGCCCGCUCUGCCGCCUCAUCCGCCCUCUCCACCCAUCACUGCCUAACCCCAGCGAACAUCCUCAUCACCAGCGGCGCCAUCUCCGCCAACUUCCUCGUCCUCUACACCCUGCUGUCGCCGGCGACCACGUCAUCUGCCACUACCCGACCUACUCGCAGCUGUACCAGGUCCCGCGCUCGCUGGGGGCGGAGACCGCGACCGCGACCGCGACAGCAGACGGGAAAGGGACGACCAAACUCGUCAUCCUCAACAACCCCAACAACUCGACCGGCUCCAUCAUCGCCGCAUCCAACCUUCUCAGAAAUCGCCGCCAUAGCCGCCGCCCACAACAUCACCAUCCUGUGCGAUGAGGUCUACCGCCCGCUCUUCCACUCCAUCUCGCCCACCGAUCCGGACUUCCCACCCUCAGCCCUCGAUAUCACCCCGCCGACCCCCCCUGGAGGCUCAGGCUAUCCCAACAUCAUCGUCACAGGCAGCCUGUCCAAAGCCUUCUCCCUGGCCGGUAUCAGGGUCGGAUGGAUCGCGUCCGCGAGCGUCCCGCUGAUCAACAAAUUCGCGUCCAGUAGGCACUACACCACCAUCUCGGUGUCGCAGCUCGACGACGCGUUCGCCGCUUUCGCUCUCGCGGGUCACUGUGUGCAUGCGUUGCUGGGCCGGAAUAUAGCCCUUGCACGGACAAAUCUAGAGCUGUUGGAGGAAUUGUUUGCUAGGGAUGGCGAGGCGGUGGAUGAUGCGAUGUUUUGUCGGCGAUUGCUGGAGGAGAAGGGUGUGUUGGCUGUGCCGGGCGGGGUGUGUUUUGGUGAUGCGUAUGGAGACAUUAAAGUGCGGGAAAGAGAUGAGGAUGGGGAGGGAGGGGAUGCUAAACAUGGAAAGGGCGAAGAAGGGGAGUUUGCGGGAUAUGUGAGGAUCGGGUCUGUGAAUAGUACGGAUAUUGUUAGAGAGGGGUUGGAUGGGUUGAGGAGGUUCAUGCGCGAGGAGUUUGAGAGUGUGCCGUUGUGGAGGAGCAGUAGGGAAAGGGAAGAGGUAUAG
This is a messenger RNA of Endocarpon pusillum Z07020, 4527 nucleotides long. RefSeq lists its product as uncharacterized. The record is from RefSeq and is a predicted model, not a curated record. Gene Ontology annotation, cellular component: membrane. Lineage: Eukaryota; Fungi; Ascomycota; Eurotiomycetes; Verrucariales; Verrucariaceae. Gene Ontology annotation, biological process: biosynthetic process. Gene Ontology annotation, molecular function: ATP hydrolysis activity; ATP binding; ABC-type transporter activity. The coding region runs from base 1 to 4527 and encodes 1508 amino acids. The transcript has 5 exons.